Messenger RNA from Magnusiomyces paraingens, 3144 nucleotides. RefSeq lists its product as uncharacterized. Bases 1 to 3144 code for a protein of 1047 amino acids. Gene Ontology annotation, biological process: regulation of DNA-templated transcription. Gene Ontology annotation, molecular function: DNA-binding transcription factor activity. The record is from RefSeq and is a predicted model, not a curated record. The transcript has 3 exons. NCBI's taxonomy places the organism in Eukaryota, Fungi, Ascomycota, Dipodascomycetes, Dipodascales, Dipodascaceae.
AUGUCCUCUCAACAGUUACCAAUAAUUGACCCUCCUUUGGAGCAGCAAGACAUCGACUUUAACGGCCUCAUAACAUCUGAGGGCCAACUGUCCGACAAUGAAGCAGCCAUGGAUGGGGACCCAAACCGGCCAAAGGCUAAGCGUGGCCGACCACGCCUUCAGAGAUCUCUUCAGUCACAGACAGAGAGACGUCGAGCUCAAGUUCGUCAUGCACAAAGAACAUACCGUUUACGAAAGGAAUCAGCUAUACAAGAUCUUCAGGACCGUGUUGCGCUUUUAGAAACUAUUUUGUCAGGCGUGGAGUCGCUAUUUCUUAAUGUGUACGAAGUAGGCAUGGAAAUCGCGUUGCGUAGCGAAAACACAAACAACACCAACACUUUGCGAGCGGACUUUAAUCAUGACCUCAUGCAACUUCUUGCUUUUAGUGGCAUUCGAUUUGGAAACCUUUUGGCUCUUGCUGGACUAGGCCAGAACCAUGAGGAGCGUCUUCUCAGCAGCCGCAAAAAGGCCUCAGAUCUCGCUUCUAAGCUAGAUGGUGACGACACAGCUGGUCUUGAGUCGAACAACAUUAAUCCUUCUGGCGCUACAGCACCUCACCAGUCAUCAACUGAAGGCCUGGAAGCCUUGAGAUCUAAAACUGGCUUUUUCAAUAGCACCGAUGUUACCACCGACGAUAUUCUUAAUGCAAUCAACUCCAACUUUUGCUCCGAUGAAUUCAAAUUUAAAAAUGUUACUGGCGCUCUUAAUGUCCAACCAAAACUUCCACAAAAGACUAUCGACAAUUCAGUAUCUUCAUCUUCUUCGUCAACAUCUCCACAGGAACUUUCGACAUCUCCAAAUCCUUUACCAACUCAGUCCAAUAAAUCUCCUCACCAACAAGUUAAAAUCUCACCCUUAGUCGACCCUUCUUCAGGAUUUUUAUCUGAUUUCCCUCCAGAUAUGAUUUCUCAAUAUGUCAGCCGACGAUCAACCGUCAAACCGGAAAAGCAACAGCAACAACAGCAACAACAGAUACAGCUACAACAUCCUCAGCAGCAGCAACUGCCGCCUCUUCUAUCCACAUCUGAAGCUAAAAUACAUAGCAACACAAACCUACAAACACCCAUCAAUGUUCAACAAAAUACUAUUGCUGCUGUAGCAGCGACAGAUGCUAUAAACAACAAUCCCCAAGUAUUUCAAUCUCGAUCAAAUAGCCCUACUUUAACUAUGGAUCAGCUGCGGCAACUCGACAUUUUUUCAUCGAAAUCUCUCUCCGACAAAAAUCCACAAGUAGACCUUUCUCAAAAUUCAUUAAGUCGCGAAGAAAUUCUCAAAUUUUGGAAUACUGUGGCAAAUCGAAAUGGUCGCUCUUUGUCUUCGAUACUCACUUCUAUGGAUGUUUCCUACACAAUGCCUACUAGACAACCUGACUUUGAUGAUAAAAAGAAUGUUGAUAACACAGGCGCUGAAAAUAAUAGCAAUAGCAAUAGCAAUAGCAAUAGCAAUAAUCUCAAUAUGAGUACUAGCACUAGCAUCAAUAAUACUAACAAUAACAAUAACAACAGCAACAGCAACAGCAACACUAGCAACAAUAUACCAGCCGAGGCUCUUAACCCUAAUUCAUUACCAUCGGGAUCCCCCAUGACUGACUUUAAUGAAGUUUUCAAAACUAUCAACAAAUCUCGAGAACGCCAAAACUCGCUUAAUGAUUUUAACGUUUUCCGCAAUAUUUCUCUCCAAUCGGUAGCGCCACAGGGACCUCCACAAAGUGACGUUGAAAUGCUUGAUUCUACUUCUAAUAGAAAUUCGCAGCAACAAGAUCAAGAAACGGAACUGGCUCCUAACAGCAAUGGAGUAAGUGGAAGUGUGCUAGCAGCAGUAUCUGCAGUCAAUGCGUUAAGUACUCCUAGUACUGAAGGAUCUCCAAACUUUCAGCACAGGUCUCGUACACCAUCAUUAAUGGAUAUUUUCCACCAAUAUCAACAGAAACACCAAAGUCAAAGCGACAGCCAAAGCUCAACAGGGUUGACUCAGAAUAACUUAUCAGAGUUGAAUUCCCCAGGAGUUCAGCCCCAAAUUUCAAUCAAUCCACCCUUUGAGCAAAACUUUGGCAAUAAUGUCAUUAAUAGCAUGUUCACCAAACGAAAGAUUUCUUCUCCAAUCCCUCAUUCAAUUUCUCCCAUGACAUUUUACGAUUUUCUACCUCAAGAAGCUGGAACUGCUUCAGAUAUUACUACUAAUAAUCUACCACCAAGCAAACCAUCGAAAGAUACUAAACCACCCAAAGAAUUUGAUUCUGUGCCCAUGUCUUCUUCGCCCCCAAAAGCGCUUCCCGGGAACGAUUUUUCACUCCCCGUCUAUAUGACACCGUCAAAAACCGUUCCCGGGAUGCAGACUUUCAUUUCUCGCGAGGAGCUUCAAGCGGCGGCUCGUGACUACCUUAACAGUGCUCCUUUACCAUCUGCUCAACCAGAGCCAGCCAUUUAUUCAGAAUUAAGUGAGCGGAUUUUUCGAUGCGCUCUACAUUGGGUGCUACGCUAUUAUGCUGAUGGGAACUUUACAGUUCUUGAGCGUAUUUAUUCCAAUUCCUUUUCCAAGACUGAACAUUUCCAAAUUACAAGAGUUCUUUCUGCCCUUCAAGUUGGUGUCAGUGUCAACAAUUCCAAAUGGGUUGGGAAAAUAGAAGACGAUGCAUUGUUCCCUGGUUACCUAGGCCCUGCAAAAAUUCAGGAACGCUUCAUGCUUGCCAAGAUGCAGCUAGCACAGCGCGGCCUUGACAUUGAUGAAGAUGCAUUUGUUCAGGCAAUUUCCAAAACCACUUAUUGUCUGGGAUCCAUACCUCGAGUUUCUUCAACUCUACUUGAAUCAGCACUCUCGGAGGCGGCCAAUGUAGCCCAGUUCAAAAAAGCCAUGAUGAAUGCGGCUGCGGCAAUUGAUAACAACACCCCACCAAUAGGAUCAAUCCCUACAUCGGAAAAUCCCCAGACCAGUGUACGCGUGCCAGCACCCAGUAUGGUUGGAAGUUUAUCUACAUCGCCGAACUCAACUUCUACUUCUUUUUCAUCGCCUUCAAGUGCUUCAGGCCAAGAUAUACAUCUCAACAGAGGUUCUUGUACUCCAACUAGCGGUUCUUCUGAAGGCGGAGACGGCCCAAAAUCUAUGUGA